Messenger RNA from Syzygium oleosum, 1239 nucleotides. RefSeq names its product probable pectinesterase 67. Gene Ontology annotation, biological process: cell wall modification. The record is from RefSeq and is a predicted model, not a curated record. The transcript is spliced from 5 exons. NCBI's taxonomy places the organism in Eukaryota, Viridiplantae, Streptophyta, Magnoliopsida, Myrtales, Myrtaceae. Bases 1 to 1050 code for a protein of 349 amino acids. Gene Ontology annotation, molecular function: pectinesterase activity.
AUGCUCCCCUGUUCACCCUUGACGGCGAGGGCGAUCGAUCUCGCCCUCGCGACAGCUCUCGUCUUCUCCGUCUCCGUCGCGCUCCCCGCCGCCCGUGGAUUGUCCCCGGGCGGGGUCAUCGACUCCCCGCUGCUGACGCAGAAGGUCGCCACCAACCGGACGAUAAAGGUCGACGUAAACGGGAACGGGGACUUCAAGUCUGUCCAGGCCGCCGUCGAUUCGGUCCCCAAUGGGAACUCCAAUUGGGUCAUCAUCCAUGUUAGGAAAGGAGUUUACAGGGAAAAGGUGCACGUACCAAAAGACAAGCCUUACAUAUUCAUGAGAGGGAAUGGCAAGGGAAGGUCUAUCAUUGCUUGGGCGCAGAGUUCUGCCGAUAACGUCGAAUCCGCGACUUUCAGAGUCGAAGCCCCUAACUUCAUCGCCUUCGGUAUUAGCUUCAAGAACGAUGCGCCGACGGGAGUGGCAUACACGUCGCAGAACCAGUCGGUCGCGGCGUUCGUGGCGGCGGACAAGGCGGCUUUCUACCACUGCGCGUUCUACAGCACCCACAACACCCUCUUCGACUACAAGGGCCGGCAUUACUACGACAACUGCUACGUCCAGGGCUCGAUCGACUUCAUCUUCGGCCGAGGCCGGUCCGUCUUUCACAGUUGCGAGAUAUUCGUCAUCGACGACAAGAGGGUGUCGAUCCACGGUUCCAUCACGGCCCAGAACAGAGAGAGCGCGGAGGAGAACAGCGGGUUCGUGUUUGUGAAGGGGAAGGUGUACGGUGUCGGCGACGUCUACCUCGGGCGAGCGAAAGGCGCCUACUCGAGGGUCGUCUUCGCGAAGACGUACCUCUCCAAAACCAUAGUCCCCAACGGCUGGACCAACUGGAGCUACGAUGGCAGCACGGAGAACUUGUACCAUGCGGAGUACCACUGCCACGGGCCAGGGGCCGAGUCGACCGACCGAGCACCGUGGUCGCAUAAGCUCACCGACGAGGAAGCCGCGCCGUUCAUGUCGAUCGAUUACAUCGACGGCCAGGAAUGGCUCCCUGCCUGGCUAUGAAGUCGUCCCUACUACCAAUACCUGCCUAUGUAGAUACAUAUGUCCUCGUAUGUUGUAUGGUUAAAUUCCAAAAAGAAAGUCCCAAAAAAACAGCAACAAGAUGAGUGGUUUCUCAAGAAGUGCAAGUUAGAGUCAUAUCACUAGCUGAAUUCAAAACACCUUCCUAUUGUUUUAUCCAUUUUCCUCUCG